Gossypium raimondii (Peruvian cotton) is the source of this 1322-nucleotide messenger RNA. RefSeq names its product nudix hydrolase 18, mitochondrial. Gene Ontology annotation, cellular component: cytoplasm; nucleus. The coding region runs from base 328 to 816 and encodes 162 amino acids. The transcript has 5 exons. The record is from RefSeq and is a predicted model, not a curated record. Lineage: Eukaryota; Viridiplantae; Streptophyta; Magnoliopsida; Malvales; Malvaceae. Gene Ontology annotation, molecular function: pyrophosphatase activity.
AUCGUAGCUCAUAGAAAGAGACGCGUCUCAACUUAUCACCUACCAUUUCUAAUUUUAAACAAUUUUCGCAGCAUUAUUGUUACUCACUACUUCUUAAUUUUCUCUCUUUUCUCCUUCUAUAAAUACCCUUUCUAGUUUUGCUCCAACAUCUUCCAUUUCCAGUUUCAAACCUCUGAGGUUAUUGUUUUCAUACUCCAAAGGCAACGAGUGUCGUUAUUUGGGUCCUUGUUGCUAUAAAAUUUCGCUUGCUUCUGAAAAUUGUUGUCUCUUUAUUCUUUGAAUCGUUUCGACAUUAUUUUUCAAUUGUUUGUUUCGGUUUCUUUGAGGAUGGUUUGCUUGGUUUCUCGCACGGGAAGGCACUUGCAGCGUUAUGACAACCUCGGUCGCCGCCAGGUCGUCGGGUGCAUUCCCUAUAGAUUCAAAUGUAGCAGUGAUGGAACCAUUAGUGAUGAGCUAGAGGUUCUUGUAAUCUCCUCACAAAAAGGUCAAAAAAUGAUGUUCCCUAAGGGUGGGUGGGAGCUUGAUGAAUCCAUAGAAGAAGCUGCUUUAAGAGAGUCAAUUGAAGAAGCUGGAGUUAUAGGCAAUGUUGAGUGUGAACUGGGCAAAUGGUACUUUAUAAGCAAAAGCCAUGGCACAUUUUAUGAAGGUUACAUGUUCCCUUUGCUUGUGAAGGAGGAACUUGAUUUCUGGCCUGAGCAGAAUGUUCGUCAAAGGACUUGGAUGAAUGUGAAAGAAGCAAGGGAUGUAUGCCAGCAUUGGUGGAUGAAGGAAGCCUUAGACAUUCUUGUUGAAAGACUGGCUUCCUUGCAGCAAUAGAAGGAAGAAAUCGUCUCCAUUUGUUCUCUGAUUUUUUUUUUUUUUGAUAAGGGGAAGGGGUACGGGUUAUUUAGAGAUUGAAUUCGAGAUCAGUACCAAUUGAAGACUCGAUUUUAGAUGUUUUGCCGCUCCACUUAUGGUUCAAUUAACAAUUUAUUGUCUAAGGAUGAACUCAUUGUCUGUAGAUAGGGGCAUUGCCAGGCUUUUCUCCUUGUUAGAAAAAGCAGAGGGUUUAAGGGCCAAUUAUGUUGAGUUCCAAGAAGACAGUAGCAGCUGUAGAUGUUUCAGGAAAUAAUUGUAAAUUCAGGGAGGGAUGGUUGGUGUUGCUGGUUGGAGCUUUGGGGGAUCGAUUCAUAUGAAAAAUUAGUAGGAAAAACGAAGAAAAAAGUGAACAGAUCUUAGAACAAGUUGUAUAAUUCAAUCCAUGUCUCUACCAUUUAAUUAAUUGCAAAGCGAAAACAAACAAAAAACAAAUUAAUGAGAAUUGAACCCCUUAAGUUUUUGCA